Messenger RNA from Seriola aureovittata, 7419 nucleotides. RefSeq names its product kinesin family member 1C (gene kif1ca). The record is from RefSeq and is a predicted model, not a curated record. Gene Ontology annotation, molecular function: microtubule motor activity; microtubule binding; ATP binding. NCBI's taxonomy places the organism in Eukaryota, Metazoa, Chordata, Actinopteri, Carangiformes, Carangidae. Bases 542 to 4417 code for a protein of 1291 amino acids. Gene Ontology annotation, biological process: microtubule-based movement. The transcript has 29 exons.
GUCACGGGGACGCGCCCGCACGUCUACACGCACACACCCGCCGCGCGGCCAGGCCACCGGCCAGCCUCUCUGCCUCUCUCUCUCCCCCCUCUCUCUUCUCUUUCCUUUUCCUCCAUUUUUUUUCCGUUAAAAACUUUCCGUUCACACCCGGUUCACCGAUAAACUUUUCCCUCCGGAACCCGAGCGGCCCCCGGGGCGGACAAGUAACCGGAUUACCGAGUUUCAGCGACUAGCUAGCGGCCGGACCUGCCGUGAUUCACCGCCCUGCCGGCCAGAAGCAGCGGGCCUCAACUUUCCUUCAUCUUGUUUCACUUUUUGGUUUUUUUACUCUUUCCGCCGCCGGUGAAACUUACCGGACGGUGACGUCAGCCCCGAAGGAAGCCAGCCGCCGUUACACCGGAGAAGACAACAUAAUUGUUGUUUAUUGGUGGUUUUCUCCGGACCGGAGACAUGGGGACGGUGUGAACGGAUCAGCGCGUGGCUUCCACGAGACUUACGGUUUCCUCCGGUCCGGUAGAGGUGGGGUGGGCGGAGCUUAACGAUGGCAGGUGCGUCAGUGAAGGUGGCGGUGCGAGUCCGUCCGUUCAACUCCCGAGAGACGGGACGCAACGCCAAGUGUGUGAUCCAGAUGCAGGGGAACACCACCUGUAUCUCCAACCCCAAACAGCCCAAAGAUGGAGCUAAGAACUUCACCUUCGACUAUUCCUACUGGUCACACACAACGAUUGAUGACCCCAGCUUCGCGUCUCAGAGGCAGGUGUAUAAGGACAUCGGAGAGGAGAUGCUGCUGCACGCCUUUGAAGGAUACAAUGUGUGUAUAUUUGCGUACGGCCAGACCGGUGCCGGAAAGAGCUACACCAUGAUGGGCAAACAGGAACCUGGACAGGAGGGGAUCAUACCACAGCUGUGUGAGGACUUGUUUCAGAGAACGGGAGAAAACACAGAUCCUGACCUGACCUACUCCGUGGAGGUGUCCUACAUGGAGAUCUACUGCGAGCGGGUCCGGGAUCUGUUGAAUCCAAAGUCCCAGGGGACUCUGCGGGUUCGAGAGCAUCCCAUCCUCGGGCCGUACGUGGAGGACCUGUCCAAACUGGCUGUGACCGGAUUCACCGACAUCCGGGACCUGAUGGACGCCGGCAACAAAGCUCGGACGGUCGCGGCCACAAACAUGAACGAGACGUCGUCCAGGUCACACGCCGUCUUCACCAUCGUCUUCACCCAAAAACGACGAGACCAGAUGACCAGCCUGGACACUGAGAAGGUCAGUAAGAUCAGUCUGGUCGACCUGGCUGGGAGCGAGCGAGCUGACUCGUCGGGGGCAAAGGGCACCAGGCUCAAGGAAGGAGCAAACAUCAACAAAUCUCUGACCACGUUGGGAAAAGUGAUUUCAGCUCUGGCUGAAAUGCAGAGCAGUAAGAAGAGGAAAAGUGAUUUUAUUCCCUACAGAGACUCAGUCCUCACCUGGCUACUGAAGGAAAACCUGGGAGGAAACUCUCGGACGGCCAUGAUUGCUGCUCUAAGUCCUGCUGACAUCAACUAUGAAGAAACACUGAGCACUCUAAGGUAUGCUGACCGUGCCAAACAGAUUCGUUGUAACGCUGUGAUCAAUGAAGAUCCAAACGCCAAACUGAUCAGAGAGCUGAAGGCUGAAGUGGAACGAUUGAGAAACCUGCUGUUCUCUCAGGGUCUGCAGGAACUGCUGGAUAAUGCUGUCAACAACAACAACAAUGGCCCCAUUGGCAUCGCAGGUGUGGCCCCCUCCCCGCUGCAGCUGGCACUCAAUGCAGCCAAUGGACUCGCAGCCAAUGGACUCGCACCUAAGAAUGGCUCCGCCCCUCCAGCUGCAGGUGAGCCUGCGUCUGCAGGUGACGUCCCAGCUGACCCCGACCACCUGAUCGAGGAUGGAGAGGAAGGAGAGGAGGCGGUUGCCACGGAGCCCAUCAGUAAAGAGGAAGCAGCUGAGAGACUGCUGGAGACAGAGAAGAUUAUCGCUGAGCUUAACGAGACGUGGGAAGAGAAACUAAGAAAGACAGAAUCUAUUCGUCUGGAGAGAGAGGCCCUGCUGGCAGAAAUGGGCGUGUCCAUUAAAGAAGAUGGAGGAACGCUGGGCGUCUUCUCUCCUAAAGGAACACCUCACCUGGUCAACCUGAAUGAAGACCCUCUGAUGUCAGAGUGUCUCCUCUACUACAUCAAGGAAGGAUUCACCAGGGUUGGACAGCAGGACGUCGACAUUAAACUGUCUGGACACUUUAUAAAGGAGAUUCACUGCGUCUUUGUCAGUGAGACCAAUGACCAGGGAGAAGUCGUCGUCACUCUGGAGCCGUUGGUCGGAGCAGAGACGUACGUGAACGGGAAGCAGAUCACUGACGCCGUCGUCCUCAAACAAGGUAACCGCAUCGUGAUGGGGAAGAACCACGUGUUUCGGUUCAACCACCCGGAGCAGGCGAGGCUGGAGAGGGAGCGCAGCGUCACGGCCGAUCAGCAGGCGGAGCCGGAGGACUGGAACUACGCUCAGAGGGAGCUGCUGGAGAAACAAGGCAUCGACAUCAAACUGGAGAUGGAGAAGAGACUGCAGGACAUGGAGACUCAGUACCGUAAAGAGAAGGAGGAGGCUGAUCUGCUGCUGGAGCAACACAGACUGUAUGCCGACAGUGACAGCGGCGACGACUCAGACAAACGCUCCUGUGAGGAGAGCUGGAGGCUGAUUUCCUCCCUGAGAGAGAAGCUACCUGCCAACAAGGUGCAGUCGAUAGUGAAGCGCUGUGGUCUGCCCAGCAGUGGGAAGAGGAGGGAGCCUCUCAGAGUCUAUCAGAUCCCUCAGAGGAGGAGGAUCAGCAAAGACCCCAAACGGGUCACCAUGGAAGACCUCCGCAUGCAGGCGGUGAAAGAGAUCUGCUACGAGGUGGCCCUGGGAGAUUUCCGUCACUCCCGUCAGGAGAUUGAGGCGCUGUCCAUCGUCAAGAUGAAGGAACUCUGCCGCAUGUACGCCAAGAAGGACGCCAACGAGAAGGAGAGCUGGAGGGCCGUGGCCCAGGACGUCUGCGACACCGUGGGAAUCGGAGAAGAGAGGAGCCCCCCCACGGAGGAGGGAGUAGGAGGAGGAGGAGGAGGAGGUGGCGGCGGCGGUGGCGGCGGCAGUGUUGGUGGCGGAGGAGGAGGAGAGACGGGGGAGGGAGUACAGAAAGGAAAAGUGUAUGACCUGAAAGCUCACAUCGAUAAACUGACAGACAUUUUGGAGGAAGUGAAGCUGCAGAACAACAUGAAGGACGAGGAGAUCAAAGCUCUGAGAGACAGAAUGAUAAAGAUGGAGAGCAUCAUACCUGUUCAGGACGACGACCUAAACGGCGAAGGCGACGGGUCUCCUCAGAGAGAUGGGGGCAUGGGCUGCGGCGAUGGCGGGGGUGUCGGCCCCGACCACCCAGAGGUCAGAGUUCAGCGGCUGAUGGACGAGGACCCGGCGUUCAGGAGAGGACGCCUCCGCUGGCUGAAACAGGAACAGCAGCGAAUCCUGAACCUGCAGCAGCAGAACAUCACCAAGAAACUACGAGGACAGAACCAGAGCCCAGGUCUGACCGCCCCCAUCGUCCCCGUCCACCUCCCGGGGACCGGCCGCUUCAUCCCUCCCCAGGAAUGCAAGCUCAAGUUCCCCUUUAAGAGUAACCCCGCCCAUCGGUUGUCAUGGGGACCAGCCAGCGCCGCUCUGCAGGCCCUGGGUUUUGGGGAGGGAGGAGAAGGGGGGGAGGAGGGAGGAUCUGAGGGUAAAGGUUCUCCCUCACCUCCUCCUCCUCAUGGCCAAUCUCCUGCUCUCUUGCCCCUCCCCUUCCAAGUGCCGCCGCCGCCGCCUUGCAUGCGCACCCCCAGCCCUCACCGUGCCUGGCAACAACGUAACCAAGGCAACCAGGGUAACCAGAGCGGCUUCCAUUACCAUCACCAGGGCAACAACCAAAACCACCAGCACCGCUACCGCCGCAACUCUCUGGACAGCUCCACCCAUGGCAACAUUAACUACGACAACAACCAGCAUCACAGCGGUGGCGGGGGCGGCGGUCACCAGGGGCGACCGAGACAGAGGAGGGGGGUGUCACCUGGGCCUGGGGGGGAGAGAGGAGGAGGGAGAGGAGGAGGAGGAGGAGGAGGAGGAGGAGGGAGAGACAGAGAUGGAGGCUUCCAUUAUAAUCAACGCCAGCACCAUCAGUACCACCAUCAUCCCUACUACAACCCCCACAAUGCACCAUUCCAGCCAGGACCUCACCCCAACUACCACAGCCUGCCACGCUCCGGGGCCCCGCCUCCUCCUGCUGACAUGCUGCUGGGGGCGGGGCCGCCUCCGGGGGGGUGGGGCUUCACUACCCCUCCCAGGAUGAGACGACAGUUCAGCGCACCGGACCUCAAAAACAACAAGGAGACCCCCAUCUGACCUCUGACCCCUGGAGGUCUCUGAUUGGCUGCAGGACACAGGGUGGUCCUGAUGCUGUAGGGAAUAGGCUGUGUGUGUGUGUGAGUGUGAGUGUGAGUGAGUGUGUGUGUGUUUGUGUUGCAGCACUUUUACUAUACUGAGUCGGCCCGUCACACACCAACUAACAUCACACACAUCCUGUAUCUUCAAUCCUGCUGUGUGUGUGUGUGUGUGUGUGUGUGGGUGUGUGUGUUAGCUUCCGUUUAGCUUUUACGUUAGCACGGGUUAGCUGUUGCCACAGCAACACUGUUUUAGGGAAAAGUGGAUUAUUGUGUCUUUUGCUGUCAGACGAGAUGGAAGUUUAUUAAAUGAUGAUUUAGUUUUAUUGAUUUUAGUGAUCGGUGAUAUUGAUUGACGUUGUGGUCUCGAUCAGUUGUUUAUAAUAUGGUGCCUUAAAGCUGACGUGUUAGCUCCCGUUAGCUGUUAGCUCCUGUUGUUUUAUUGUUGUUUUUUUAAAGAUGGAGUGCGUCGGUUUGAUUUCCUGGGCAGUUUGGGUGUUUGUACGUACAUGGACUUGAGUUUUAGCUCGUCUGUUUUAGCCACUGUUAGCCCGGGAGGCUAACUAGCAUGCUUCAGCCUGAGACGUCUUUGUUAGCGUUGGCUAGUCAGUUAGCCCAAGCAGGGAGCAAGGGGUGGCUGUUUAGCUUUUCAGGCUAAUAGCUUAUGUGGUGAGGUGCUACACAAGCACCCAAGUUUAGCUUAGCCUAGCCUAGCCAAGGCUGCGCUCAUGUCAUAUGAGAGUUCCAGUCAGUACGACUUUGACUUUAACACCUUGAACGCACCACUUUUCACACAUCGAGACGAUUUUUCUCGAAGCUCGUAUUUACUGCUUCUCCCAUGUGACCUGAGCGCCGCAACGCCGAGUGCUACGAACCAAAGAAAGCUGCUCUGUGGCGCCUCCUGCUGGAGAGCAGAGAGCUGACGGACAACACUGCUGUACAGACAGAGAGACGGAGGGAGGGAGGAACUCCUCGUCUGUUCCAGAGCAGGAGGAGGAGGAGGAGGAGGAGGAGGAGGAGGAGGAGGUGCUGUGGUGUAAAUGUUGAUAAGACAGACUCGCACGUUGAAUCUUUUUAAAGCGUUGUGUGUGUAUAUUUGAAUUGUAUCCUGACGUAUUUGUUUUUAUGAAGAUGAAUCUAUUUUUAAAAAAAGGCUGCGACACAUGAAACAUGCUUGCGGUGAGUUCACUGUCUCUGGCAAUCGUGGGAAACGUAGUAAGUGAAACCUGAAAUGCGUGCGACGCAUCAGUGGGAGAUGUAGGAAUCAUGAGACGUGAUGGAUUGUAGUUUACGUAGGGCUGUGUAUGCAAGGAACUCUGGGAAAUGUAGUAAGAGAAAGAGACGGUGCAGAAGAGGGAAGCUGAGACACAAUAAGCUUUGUUUUUCAAAUAGUAAGAGACGCUACGACCUGUUCUGUGUGACGUUCAAGUACUCCUCCGACACUACGUAGUCUUUUAUGUCCACUUCAAGAAGGGAUGAGGAAUUAACUGCUGCCUUCAUGAGACGUCGGGAAGAUGGAAACUGUGGCUUUUUCCCAUUUGAGUCAUAUGAUGUUGCGUUUACUGUCACUUUAAAGAGCUUUAACACAGAUGUUUUCUUUUUUUAAUGCUGUAAAUAUUGAUCUUCUCAUUUUCAAUUAAUAAAUUAGUCCAGAGCAUCAAUUCCUGACUGAUCGAUUAUCAGUUUUGUUUUUGUUGUUGUGUUCACUGCACCUCUGAAAUACAGGACAUUGUAAUUACAGCCGACCUGCCACAAUCUUCCAGCUUCCCACGUCUAAGUGAACGCAGCAGCCGCGGUGUGUUUGAUGCUCCCUGAGUGACGACAUGUACCCGUCAGGAGGAGCCUAAAGCCCUGCCCACACUGAGCAGGGCAUUAUGGGAGAUGACGAGUGGAGCGUUUUGGUGCUCCGUGACUUUAAGACCUUUUCACAUUUAAAAAAAAAAAAGAAAAAAAAAGGUCAAACCAACCAAUGGGAGCGCUCCCUCUGGCCGCUCAGCCAGUCAGGAGGGGAGUCGCCACGAUGACGACGACAAAAACACUAGGACUGAUUGUGAUUGGCCUGAGAAGCGUGACAUCAGCAGAAUUUGAUUUCCAUCGUUUGCUCUGGUGUCUCGACCAAUCACGGGACAAUCUUGAUUACCUGCUGCCACUGCCGGGCCUGAUGGGAAAUGAUGUUUCCUUUUCGUUUAUGGUUUUUCAUUUUUCUGAUUUUUAUUUUUUUUCAUUCUCCAGCUUCGGCCUCUGAUUGGCUGUUUUUUUUUUUUUUUGUGUGUAUUCAUUUGCUUCAUGUCCUGAGUAUUUUAACCCCGCUACAUGUUCAACUUUUGCUUUAUGAUGUCAUCACGCCAUCAUCACUAUUAUUAAUAUAAUUAUUAUAAAGUUAUACGUGUCAUUAAUAUUGGGUUGUUGUGGAUGCUGCUAAAGGGAGCUUCUUCACCCUCAUGCAACCGCCUGAGUGUGUUCAUGUGUGUGUGUUCAUGUGUGUUGGAUGUGUGUGUGUGUGUGUGUGUGUGUUUCCUGGUUAAUCUAGAAUCAUAAUCUAAAGUUUGUUUUACUUCAUAAAGCUGAUUUUAUUAUUUUUCUCUAAUUGUCUGUUUACGUUUGUUGUUUUGGAGGUUAGAGGAGGAGGAGGAGGAGGGGCCUGGGGUGGGGGGUGGGGGCAUUGCCAUGGCAACUCGACUCAGCAGAAUUCCAGAACAUUCUAGAACUCCCCGCCCACUCCCUACACCUCUGCUCCAAUCACAACGUCGGACUCUGACGUCACUUCAGGACUGUGGAACACAGAUACGGACACGAUGACAUCACGGUCUAACCCUCCUCCUAUUGGCUCAGAGCCCCUCAGUGGUUGUUGUCUGUGUUGAGAUGUUGUGUCUGUUGUUUGUGUUGUAUCAGGAACCAAUCUCAGGCUCUCCCUGCAGACAACAUGAGGCAAUAAACUGUCAGUGAGGACGAAACGAAACUCGA